Rattus norvegicus (Norway rat) is the source of this 1362-nucleotide messenger RNA. Lineage: Eukaryota; Metazoa; Chordata; Mammalia; Rodentia; Muridae. The record is from RefSeq and is a predicted model, not a curated record.
GGAGUCCAGUGGCGUGGGAUUAAGGUGACACCAUAACCGUGCUCUGCUCAAGGUUGGUUUUCCCCUCGCAGAAAAAAGAAACAAGGCUAAGAAUCUGCCAGAGUCAAGGUGCCUCCAUCUCUAGCAUCCUGCUGUUAUAUUAAUCAGUCAUCAUGCCUCGAGGUCAAAAGAGUAAGCUAAAUGUUCGAGGGACACACCGCCAAGCCAUAAAUUAUGCUCAGGCUUUUGAAGAUGCUAAGGAAACAGUAGAGCCAACAGAAGAGUCUUCUUCUGAAUCAGGUGGUACCUUUGAGGUGCCAGAAAAGCAAUCAGUGUCCACCAUGAAUAUUGAUCUCUUUUCUAUAUUAGAUGGCAGUUCUACUGAUCUUGAUGAUGCCGAAAGUCUUUUUAGGAAUUACCACACCAUUAAUAAUCAAGAUCUUCUAGCCAGAAAGGUCCUAGUGCUAGUGCAGAUUCUCCUUAAAAACUACAAAAUAAAGCAGCUUACCACAAUGGAAGAUAUGAUGCAGGUUAUUGAUAAGGAGGAAAUCAAUGACUUCCCUGAGAUGCUCCGGAAAGCUGCUGAGAGGCUUGCUGAUGUCUUUGCUGUUGAACUGAGGGAAGUUGAAUCAAGCCGACGGGUGUAUGAUCUUAUCAGUAAACUGAAACUACCCAACAAUGGGAGGGUUCGUGCUGGCCAGGGCUUUCCAAAGACGGGAUUCCUGAUGACUGUACUGGGCAUAAUCUUCAUGAGUGGCAACUGUGCCCGAGAAGAAGACAUCUGGAGAACACUAAGAUAUAUGGGUGUGUAUUCUGGAAAGAAGCACCAAAUCUAUGGAGAGCCCCGGAAGCUCAUCACUCAAAAUUUUGUGAAGCUAAAGUAUUUGGAGUACCGGCAGGUCGCCAACAGUAAUCCUCCACAAUAUGAGUUCCUGUGGGGUCCCAAAGCAUAUGCUGAAACCAACAAGAUGACCAUCCUAAAGUUUGUGGCUAAGGUCAAUGAUAUCCCCCCUAGUUGCUUCCCAGAUCUUUAUGAAGAAGCUUUAAAAGAUGAUCAAGGGAAGAAUCAAAGCAACCGUAAUGUCAGCUCUGCCAUUUGUCCCAAAGCUAGGGCAUUUACAUUUGUGAUGUGUCCAGGGUUUGCUUGCUUCCCUGCCCAAGUUUAAAGGAAAAAGAUAUAGCAGUAGAAGAAGAAUUUCCUUGAAAACAUGAAACGAAGCACAGAGAAAACAGGUUAAGGUAAUAAGAGGAUAGAAAUCAAAACAUGAGUAAGCAUUGCUUUUUUAGUUGCUUUUGUUCUGUUUGAUGAAGGUAAAUGUUUGAAAACUUUCUCCCUGUCUGUUGUUAAGAAAAUAGAAAAAAAAUAAAUGUUUCUCAAUUAGA